AUGGCGGAGCCCGAGGAGGAGAUCGAGGAGGAGGAGGAAGCCUCGGAGCCUCCCAAACCUCCUGAGGAGCCAGGAGAGGAGCGGCCCCGACCCCGGCACAUGGUGUCCCAGCUGGCCCCGCCCAAAAUCCCCGAGGGGGAGCGCGUGGACUUCGAUGACAUCCACAGGAAGAGGAUGGAGAAGGACCUGCUGGAGCUGCAGACCCUGAUCGACGCGCACUUCGAGCAGCGGCGCCGCGAGGAGGAGGAGCUGCAGGGGCUGAUGGAGAGAAUUGAGCGGCGCCGGGCCGAGAGGAACGAGCAGCUCCGCACCAGGAACGAGAAGGAGAGGGAGAGGCAGGCCAGGCUGGCGGAGGAGAAGCUGCGCAAGGAGGAGGAGGAGGCCAAGAAGAGAGCGGAGGACGACGCCAAGAAGAAAAAAGUUCUGUCAGCAAUGCCCCACUUUGGGGGGUACCUGGCCAAGGCCGAGCAGCGCCGGGGCCGGCGCCAGACCGGCCGGGAGAUGAAGCUGCGGAUCCUGGCAGAGAGGAAACGGCCCCUGGAGAUCGAGAAUCUGAGGGAGGACGAGCUCAGGGCCAAGGCCCAGGAGCUCCACGCCUGGAUCCAGCAGCUCGAGUCCGAGAAGUUCGACCUGAUGGAGAAACUGCGGCGGCAGCGCUACGAGAUCAACGUCCUGUACAACCGGAUCAGCCACGCCCAGAAAUUCAAGAAGGUCACCAAGGGCCGCGUGGGCGGGCGCUGGAAGUGACCCCGCCCCUCUGACGUCACCGAAUAAAAUUAUUGCAUCAUCCGA
Catharus ustulatus (Swainson's thrush) is the source of this 792-nucleotide messenger RNA. It is a transcript of the gene TNNT1, whose product is annotated as troponin T1, slow skeletal type. Gene Ontology annotation, biological process: sarcomere organization; slow-twitch skeletal muscle fiber contraction; regulation of muscle contraction. Gene Ontology annotation, cellular component: troponin complex. The coding region runs from base 1 to 747 and encodes 248 amino acids. Lineage: Eukaryota; Metazoa; Chordata; Aves; Passeriformes; Turdidae. The transcript has 12 exons. The record is from RefSeq and is a predicted model, not a curated record. Gene Ontology annotation, molecular function: troponin T binding; tropomyosin binding.